AUGCACCCAGCGCUCGGCAACCCCCGCUCGGUCUCGUCCUCGUCCGGCUCCUUCCCACCGCCCCCCGCCGCUGCCCGGCUGCAGCCCCUCUUCCUCCGGGGGGGUUCCUCCCGCGGCCGGAGAGGCUCGGGCGACAGCAGCACCAGCACCAGCACCAGCCGGGGGGGAGGCGGCGGCAGACGCGGCGGGGGCGGCGGCGGCUCCCCCAGCAGCAGCACCGGCGCCGAGAGAGAGGACGACGACGAGAGCAUCAGCAUCAGCAAGCCGCUAGUGCCAGCCGCCGCCGCCGGCCUCCCGGGACCCCCGGCUCCGGGGGGCGCCCCAGCCGCCGACCCCGCGCCCUCCGCCUUCUCCUCCUCGGCCGCCACCUCCUCUUCGACCUCCACGCCCACCUCCUCCUGCAGCAUGACAGCCGCGGACUUCGGCGUGGGUGCUGCGGCUGGGGCCGUCGGGGGCCCCGGGGGCCGCUCGGCCGGGGGCGCGGGCGGGACCGGGACCGGCAGCGGCACCUCCUGCUGUUCGUGUUGCUGCUGCUGCGGCCGUCCGGCCCGCUCGGGCCGCAGGGGUCGGCGCCGAGGCUGCGCCCCCAGCCCGGGGUGCCGCUGGGGCUACCAGGCGCUGUCCGUGGUGCUGCUGCUGGCACAGGGCGGUCUGCUGGACCUGUACCUCAUCGCCGUCACCGACCUGUACUGGUGCUCCUGGAUCGCCACCGACCUGGUGGUGGUGGUGGGCUGGGCCAUUUUCUUCGCCAAGAACAGCCGGGGCCGUCGGGGCGGCGCGGCGAGCGGCGCGCACAACCACCACCAGCACCACCACCACGCCGCGCCGCCUCUGCACCUGCCCGCCGCCUCGGCCGCCUCCGCCGGGGCUGCGGCGGGGGCCAAGGCGCGCGGCGGCCCUUGGCUCAUCUACUCCAUCGCCUUCACGCCCAAGGUGGUGCUUAUCCUGGGCACGUCCAUCCUGGACCUCAUCGAGCUGCGCGCGCCCUUCGGCACCACGGGCUUCCGCCUCACCAUGGCGCUGUCCGUGCCCCUGCUCUACAGCCUGGUGCGGGCCAUCAGCGAGGCGGGCGCCCCCCCUGGUUCGGCGGGUCCCCUGCUCCUGCAGCCCCAGCAGCACCGAGCCGCGGGCUGCUUCCUGGGCACGUGUCUGGACCUGCUCGACAGCUUCACCUUGGUAGAGCUGAUGCUGGAAGGCCGCGUGCCGCUACCCGCGCACCUGCGCUACCUGCUCAUCGCCGUCUACUUCCUCACCCUCGCCUCGCCGGUGCUCUGGCUCUAUGAGCUCAACGCCGCAGCGGCAGCUUCGUCCUGGGGCCAGGCUUCAGGGCCGGGCAGCUGUAGCCGCCUUCUGCGCCUGCUGGGCGGCUGCCUGGUGGACGUGCCCUUGCUGGCGCUGCGCUGCCUCCUGGUGGUGAGCUACCAGCAGCCGCUCUCCAUCUUCAUGCUCAAGAACCUCUUCUUCCUCGGCUGCCGCGGCCUGGAAGCCCUAGAGGGCUGUUGGGACCGGGGGAGUCGGGCCUCCCCCAGUCGGGGGAGAGGGGGCUACGGCCCUCCGCCCUCUGCCCCGCCACCGCCACCACCACCACCACCACCUCAGGGAGGCUCCCAGCUGGGCCACUGCAUCUCGGAGAACGAGGGGGGUGCCCAUGGCUAUGUCAAUACCCUGGCCGUGGCGUCCCAGAAUUGAGGAGGGAUAAGGGAGAGGGGCUUGCUUUGGGGUUGAGAGACCCCAGCCCCUUGUCCUUUGACCGUCUCUCACCCAGAUUUCAUCAGGCUCUAUUUGGAAGACGGAACUGUUAAUAGGGCUAAGGGCCAGUGUGUCCUUCUGCACCCCUUGGGUCAAGACUGCUUGGAGGGAGACCAGCAACUAAUGGUGA
This is a messenger RNA of Neomonachus schauinslandi (Hawaiian monk seal), 1879 nucleotides long. RefSeq names its product transmembrane protein 121B (gene TMEM121B). The record is from RefSeq and is a predicted model, not a curated record. The coding region runs from base 1 to 1689 and encodes 562 amino acids. The transcript is spliced from 2 exons. Lineage: Eukaryota; Metazoa; Chordata; Mammalia; Carnivora; Phocidae.